Messenger RNA from Haliotis rufescens (red abalone), 2520 nucleotides. RefSeq lists its product as uncharacterized. The coding region runs from base 319 to 819 and encodes 166 amino acids. NCBI's taxonomy places the organism in Eukaryota, Metazoa, Mollusca, Gastropoda, Lepetellida, Haliotidae. The transcript is spliced from 5 exons. The record is from RefSeq and is a predicted model, not a curated record.
GUGUUAUUGUUCCUAUUCAAACACGUUCUACACAUGAUAUGACACGGCAUUAGAGUACUCAAGCCAGCACUCUACUCUAUGUCAGAAGCCUAUCUGACGUACUCGGGGUAUUAGCAGAAAGAACGCUGCUUAUAGAUUAUUGAUCAAAAUCAAAAGUCCGGCACAGUGUACAGGCGGGACUCGCCUCUGGUUGAAGAGAGUACCUGCUUUGGUGUACAUGGAGAGGGCACGACGCACAACAGCUCGACAUUGAGUGUGGUACUCACUUGUGUUGCAGGACGGUAGGAAGUGAAGGACAGGUCGAAGCGGAACUUGUGGAUGUUUACUUGUUUACAGUGGGACUAUUGUACAAGCAUGGCCGAUCAGUCCUUUAUCAUUGUUAAGUACGGAGAUGACCAGCAGGCGCUGUUCAACCCCUGGUGCACGACCCACACCCUCCUUGAGUGGAUCCGGAGAAAGUGCAACUGCUCUCACGACAUUACCAUUGACCUCAUUGACCAAGAUGGCCAGGUGAAGAAUCUCGCCGGAAGUAACGAAGAAUAUGCAAAUGAGCUGGUAAAUGGAAGAGAGACGUACAUCUUAAUACGGGUGGAAAAGGCGGGGGAGAAUGGCCAGAACCGAUACGUCUCAAUGUUGAACAACUUGGAACACGUCAACCCAGACUUGAUGGUCAAACUUAACAACCUCUCACGACCUGCCACAAGGAACCGAAAAGACCGCUUCAAGAAGACAACCAAAUCUGGAAAAAGCGGGUCAAAACCAGAUUCGCCAAACAAGCGACCGACGAGCAGUGAAAGGCGGUCCAAACUUGGCAAAUAGACUGCCAAGGCAUUCGGAAUCUUUCGGCUAAUGUAUGUUUGUUCUUGAUAAACAAUCGGGGUUGUCACGAAUGGGUGCUCGUUAAACUGAGUGUACGGAGCAAUAGUGGGGAUUAUGAGCUCGCGUCUAUACCCAGAGGGCUGUACCUUGCCAAACCAGACCGUCGACAACAGAUUACAUCAACCCGUCAUUUACUGCUAAACAUAGCCGUGCAAUACCCACAGGCUGGAAGAACUAAAGUAACACGUGACCUAUUACGUCACAAUGGAAUUGCCUUUGUGCACACGACACUAGUGGUAUAACCACCAGACAUACACGUGUAGGAACUGAAGGAUAACGAUAACCCUCAAAAGCAGCGGUUGGAAGGAACGCUCGAUGACUCCCUUUUAAAUGGAACAUUCAGGACUAGACUCAUAACGGGCAUACUGUACGGAAAGUAACGAGUUGUGACGAAUGCAAUUCACGUCACUGACCUUUUUGCUUUGAAUGUUCAUAUUGUUUCAAGACUUUGUCCCCGGUAUGGAUGUGAACUAUAUAUGUUUAUAUACCAUUUAUAUUCCAUUAUGCACUUGAUGUUCAUGUUUCAGUGCGGCUAUAUACGCUUACGGUCAAUCUCUACAGAUCAACCGAAUAGCGUGAAAUCUACUUCCGAGUUACUUCAGUACCUCCCGAGGUUAGGGUAGCCUAGUGGUUAAAGCGUUCACUCGUCACGCCAAAGGCCCGCGUUCGAUUCUCCACAUGGGUACAAUGUGUGAAGCCCAUUUCUGGUGUCACCACCGUGAUAUUGCUGGAAUAUUUCUGAAAGCGGCGUAAAAACCAUACUUACUCAGUAUCUCCUGAGAUCUUUUCGAGGGUUAUCUGGACGGAGGUUAAAGCUUGGCUCGUCGCGUGUCAGACGCGGGUUCGAAUCUACAUGGGUAUACAUGGAGCUAAUUCUUGAUAUUUCUUGACUGUGGAAUAUUGAUAGAAACGACGUAAAACUCUUCUCACUUAUUCCGGGUGUGAUUAGAGUCGUCAGAGGCAAGUUAGGGGAUCAGAUGGUCAGACUCAGUUACGUGGUUGAUUGCCUGUCGUCGUACGUUGAUCACUUUAUCAACCACUGGUUGUCUGGUCCGAUUAUAUACAGACCGCCGUCAUGUAGCUGGAAUAUUGCUGAGUGCGGCGUUAUUCAACAAACAAACGCUCGCAGCUCUAGUGCAUUUAAACACUGUCAGGAUUUGUAUUGGGUCAAAUGUUUUAGUUUAUAGAGCCAAUAUGUAUUUCCGAUUCGUGGCUUACGUUCCUUUGAUAGUAUAUAUGCCGUCCGUUAAAUGUUACAUCAACACUGUAUAAAUAACCCGUUACAUGUUACAUCAACAAUGUAUAAAUCCCCUGUGUACAAUAUGUAUUUGACCAAUUCUUACCAAUCUGGUUCCCUGUUGCUGUUCCGUCAGCCCCCUAACACGGACAUACCCUUGCUGUCUAUACGAGAGUGUAACGGUGUCACGCGCUGGGAAGGAGCUUGUAACACGGACAGCACCGUGUGGAACUGGGUGACUGUCAUUACGUUCCCGGGUAUAUACUCCCCUCCCACGUAUGUUGUGUGUAAUGGCUACGAUACAUUCAUUGUCGAUGCAAUAUAUUCCCCGUGGUGUACCUUCGUAUGUAUUUUAUUCUUGAUUAUUUCAUUUCUUUUUGUAAUAAAAUGAUAUCGAACAUUUA